AUGGCGGAAAAAUGCUUAAACCAAAAUGCUCAAACUAAUGAGUUGGUAAAACAACUAUCCACUAAGAUAGAUGCCCUAGCCACCCAUAACAAAAUGCUAGAAACACAGAUUUCCCAAGUGGCACAACAGCAAGCAGCUAUGGCCGCUCCAGCUGGCACAUUUCCAAGACAACCUGAGCCUAAUCCCAAAGGGCAUGCAAAUGCCAUACAUGCUAUAAUCACUAGAAGUGGGAAAGAAUUGCAAGGUCCACCUGAUCCUCGAGUCAAAAACUCGGGAAGCGUUAAGAAAACCAGCAUGGAGGCCGAGAAUAGUGAAUCCCCAAAGGAGCCUGUGAGAGAAGCCGAAAAUCCUCAAUUAGGAGAUAAGGAGGAGACAACCGAGAAGCUUACACCUGCUGCACCACCUGUUUACAAAACACCUAUCUCUUUUCCUCAAAGAUUGGCUAAGACUAAAACUGAAGGGCAUUUUAAGAAAUUUGUAGAACUUCUGAAACAACUAAACAUAACCAUACCUUUCUCGGAAGCAAUAACGCAAAUGCCCACAUACUCGAAAUUUCUUAAAGAAAUUUUAUCAAACAAGAGGAAAUUAGACGAGGAUAGUACAGUCGCACUUACCGAAGAAUGCAGUGCCAUAUUCCAAACAAAAUGCCACCUAAACUUAAAGACCCUGGAAGUUUUUCAAUUCCCUGCGUAA
Messenger RNA from Trifolium pratense (red clover), 693 nucleotides. RefSeq lists its product as uncharacterized. Bases 1 to 693 code for a protein of 230 amino acids. The transcript has a single exon. NCBI's taxonomy places the organism in Eukaryota, Viridiplantae, Streptophyta, Magnoliopsida, Fabales, Fabaceae. The record is from RefSeq and is a predicted model, not a curated record.